Molecule: messenger RNA, 1782 nt
Organism: Anolis carolinensis (green anole)
Lineage: Eukaryota; Metazoa; Chordata; Lepidosauria; Squamata; Anolidae
Gene: tirap
Product: TIR domain containing adaptor protein
Exons: 4
Coding region: 746-1429 (227 amino acids)
Biological process (GO): positive regulation of chemokine (C-X-C motif) ligand 2 production; toll-like receptor 4 signaling pathway; canonical NF-kappaB signal transduction
Cellular component (GO): plasma membrane; cytoplasm
Molecular function (GO): Toll-like receptor 2 binding; Toll-like receptor 4 binding
Source: RefSeq, a predicted model, not a curated record
UACAACAACCCUCUGAACACAGAAAUGCUGGACCACUCUAACAACCACCAUGUCAGACUACACAGAGAAACCACUGAAAUCCACAAGCUUAUGGACAAUUUCAACAGAAAGGAGGAAAACAUGAAAAUGAACAAAAUCUGUCUACAAGUAUUAAAAACGCUAAAAUCAGGACAGUAAAUAAAGAACAACACUCAGAAAACAGGGGAAUUCCAGACAUGAAUAAAUCAGGCUCAGCUAACACCUCGCCACAAAGGAUUCCCCCAGGCAAGAAGCAGACAGACCUUGAAGCUGCAAGGCUAUUCAGUGCUAAUCAAAGUGACCAACUGAAACGUUCACACCUGCCUCAAACAGGCAAGAGUUCUUUCUCCACAGAUAAAUAAACCCCACUUGCCUAGUUUCCAACAGACCUCACAACCUCUGAGGAUGCCUGGCCUGCCACGGAUUUGGGUGAAACGUCAGGAGAGAAUGCUUCUGGAACAUGGCGAGACAGCCUGGGAGUAUUUUGGGUUUCAGGAGAAAGGAUGCUUGUUAACAGUUUAGGACACGAGCGGGUUACUUUUCAAAAAGUCUUUCGAAGGAGAGGGCGUCGCCGGGCAGCUUCCUUCCUCCGAGCCUGCAAUCGCUGCUUCCUCCUCGCCAAACCCGGAAGGCUGCGAGGUCGGGUCCAUCUCCAAUGUUUGCAGGAGGUGCUCUCAGCUAGUUUCUUGUGUACAUGACAAACAGGAAAGUGUGAUGAGUAGCUUCUAUGCUGGAUGAUUUUCAUUUGAGACUGGCUCCUGAUAUGUCAAGCUGGUUGAAAACAUUCCUGCAGAAACCCAAGAAAGGGCCAAAACCUUCCGGAAACAAUGCUACUGAAUCUUCAUCAUCUUUCCCUUCGUCCCUUCCAGCAAGAAGCUCUGGCUCUUUGGGAAGCGGCUUGACAGCCAGCCCCAAACAAGCAUCCUCCGCCUCUCUGGCAAGCACAAACAGCAGCGACAGCAUCCGCUGGAGCAAACCCUACGACGUGUGCAUCUGCCACAACGAAGGGGACCUCGAUUUUGUGGAGCAGCUGGUCUCCUACCUGGAGACCCAGCCUGAACACUUCCGCUGCUUUCUUCAGCCGAGGGAUGCUGCUCCGGGGGCCGCCGUUGUGACGGAGCUCUGUGACGCGGUCCAAAACAGCCACUGCUGGGUGCUGCUCAUCACGCCACACUUCCUCACUGAUCCCUGGUGCCGCUACCAGAUGCACCACGCCCUGACUGAGGCCCCUAUGGCAAAUGGGCGCACCAUCCCUGUGCUGAAAGACCUGGACCGCAAGGACUACCCCAGAGAGCUCCGUUGCAUCUACUACAUCAGUGUGGCCAUCUGGGAGACCAGCUUCAAACAGAUCAGAGAGACACUGAUCCGUUAUCUACAGGAGCUCUACCAAAAUACAAAUGGAAGAGACUAACUCGGGCCUGAACGAGAGAAAGUUUCUUAUCUGAUGAAGCCUGGUGGGACAUAUCACAUCUUGGCGGUGUUUACCCUUCAAUGGGACGGAUUUGUCUUACUGUGCAAGGCCUAGAUUUAGCGCAUCAAUGGCCUUGGUUCAUGGGCAAAGUUGGGCCCUCCAGGUGAUUUGGACUUCAACUCCCACAAUUCCUAACAGCCUACCGGCUGUUAGGAAUUGUGGGAGUUGAAGUCCAAAUCACCUGGAGGGCCCAAGUUUGCCCACUCCUGCUCUAAUAUCAUUUGCAGAUUGUCUAAUAUUGUCUAAUAGUCUCAAAAUAAAGAAUGUAGUUCGAGUGGCAGGCCGAAAAGCAA